CUUUAACCUGACAGCUCAUGGUCAGAGUAUUGCCUGCCUGCACCCGCCUUCAGGAGAGAGAGACAGCCACCAUACAGCUAUCUUGGCACCAGGGGCGGACUGAUAACUCAAGGGGCCCCCGGGCAAUAGGGGAUCAUGGGGCCCCUGUGUCCUUGCCCAAACUCAAAAAAGCCUAUGAAAAAGGUACCAGGGGCAUCUCAUGGGGCCCCCUACUGACCCCAGGCCCUCGGGCAGUUCCCGAGUUUCCAAAUGGUCAGUCCGCUCCUGCUUGG
Staurois parvus is the source of this 272-nucleotide messenger RNA. The record is from the annotation of a GenBank genome assembly. Lineage: Eukaryota; Metazoa; Chordata; Amphibia; Anura; Ranidae.